Penaeus monodon (black tiger shrimp) is the source of this 2027-nucleotide messenger RNA. RefSeq lists its product as uncharacterized. The record is from RefSeq and is a predicted model, not a curated record. NCBI's taxonomy places the organism in Eukaryota, Metazoa, Arthropoda, Malacostraca, Decapoda, Penaeidae.
UCGUUUGCGGGCGUGGGGUCGUCGGCGUGGUACCCCAGCCUCGGAUACCACCACAACCACCACUUGGCUAACCAGCACAACCACCACACUAACAACACCCACCGCAGGCCGAACUUCCUCCCCGUCUCGACCGCCGCGGGGCCGCUCAGCCUGCGCGCCACGGCCUCGCAGCCCGACACGCCCUCGCGGUCGCCCGACCCGGAGGCGGACGACGUGGACUCCGUCAAGAGCUUCGGGUCGGUGUCCUCUGCGCUCAGCUGCGACGCCGCCUUCGCCUUCGGCCGCGGGUCCUCGUCGGCGUCGCCCCAGGCCCACUUCGGGCACUACCAGAGCCCCUACGCCUACCGCCACACCGCCCCCCACGCCCACCACAGCGCCUCCUCCGGGUCGUCCAGCUCGACGUGCGGCGGCGGCGGGAAGGGCGGCGGCGGAGGGAGGAACGUCAAGUACGCCCUCCACUGCCCUCACAACCACGACAACGACCCCGAGAACUACCUGACGCCCACGCAGCGCGCCGCCAGGAGGAUCCGGGAACUUAAGAGCCAGCUGGCGGAGGCGCGGCGGGAGGUGCACGUGCGCGACGCCGAGAUCUCCCGGCUGACGCGCGAGCUGGUGGAGCUGCGGCUGGUGAAGGCCAGGGCGCCGCACCGGGAGGAGGACGAGGCGCAGGCCAGCGCAUCCGCCGCCGGCCAGAAUGCCCUCGUCUCGGAGGCGACCCCCGCCCGCGACAGCAGCGCCCACAAGCGCCUGACGGUCGAGGGCGACGCUGCGUCAUCGUCUUCGUCAGCACACACGCCCAAGACCUCCGCCACGCCCUCGGAGGGAAGCGAGCCCGAACUGAGUCGCCUCAUGGACAACUUGACCAUUGGUGGACCAGGAGAUUCGGGCAGCGCCCACGCCGCCGCUGAGUCGCCUGCGGCUGGCUCCGUCGCCGAAACCACCGCCGAUUCCGUCGACCUCACGCGCUCGCUGGCGGACUCCGGCCACUACGAGGACCUCACGUCACCCUGCCUCUCGUCCAAGGACCCAUUCGAGCAGCCGAGGCAGCGCUUACUCAGAGGCAGACGUCUGGGUGGUGACGGCGAUGAUGAUGAGGAAGAGGACGAUGACAACGACGUGGAGGAGGUGGCGGUGGAGGUGGACCCGUGGACGGCGCUGGAGGAGGCUGAGGCGCGGCUGCGGGAUUACGAGCGGCGGGAGGACCAGCUCAAGAGGAACCACAUGGAUGAAUACCACGAGCUCAAGGAGAAGCACAACGACCGCGUCGAGUCACUGCUCUCCAAGCUCAGUGAUGCUAAUCUCAAGUACUUCGAACUCCGGCCCAUGUAUGACAGAAGCCAAGAGAAGAUCCGGGAGCUGGAGCGCGAGGCGGCCAAGCUGAAGGACGAACUGACCGAGGCCGAGCUGCGCCACCAGAAGAUGUACCUCCAGAUGUUCCUCAAGGGGCAGCAGGCGGCCAAGUUACAAGCAGACGAUGACCAGGAUGGAGAGGACGAGAGUCAGUCGUCGAUAUCCUCCGGGGGCCCCAUGGUUGACCUGAUGAAGCAGUUGGCUCGGACCGAGGAGGAGCUCGAGAAGAUAAAGGGUGUUUCCUUCUUGCCUCCCUCACUGUCCUCCCCUGGGUUGCGAGGCCUUCCAUUGGCUUCUCUUGGUGCACCAAAGGCAGCUCUGUUGGAUGGUAAACAGGCGGUCAGUCUGUACUUCCAGGGACGGAGACAGGUGCGUACUCUGCCUGUCUAGCUGUACACAAACAUGCACUUGUACUCUGUAUCCAGAAAAAUUGUUCUUCUUUUUCUUCUUCUUUUUAUUGUUGGUCCUCUUUUUCUUGGUUUACUUUACUUUUUCUUUUAUUUUAAUUUACCUUUUCUUUUUUUUUAUAAAAAAAAUAAUGUCCUGGACUUGCUUUCUGCCAAAGUAUUUAUGUGACAUUUGAAAGUGGCUCAUUUCCAGUAAAUAAAGGAUGUUUCCAUGUUUCCUUGCAUUUUUUCCAUUUUUGUUAUAUAUCAUGCAUAUGAAAGUAAAUUGAG